UCAGAUUUCAGUCAGUAUUUGCCAGCCUCUAGUAUUGAUGCAUUCGCAAUUAAAAUCUCGGAAUUUCGGUAAAAUGUUUAGUGCAAUAUUUGUCAUGUCGUUAUGUUUGUGUUAUGGCGAUACUCUAGUUAUACAGGAUUCAGGCGGCGAAUACGAGAGGCAGGAGGACGGGGGUUUUUCAUCCACUGACAACCAAAAUGCUGCCAAUCACUACGUUGAUACACUCCCGGGGGAUCCCGAUCUGGAUUAUCCAACUUACAGGGAUAUUCCCAGGACUGCAUUCUCCUGCCAGGGAAAAGUUAAUUGGCGUUACUAUGCUGAUAUUGAUACCGGUUGUCAGGUCUUCCACGUGUGCGAGACGCAGUACUCGAAAAUCUCCUUCCUCUGUCCGAUCGGCAGCAUCUUCAACCAGAAGCAUCUUGUGUGCGACUGGUGGUACAACGUGGACUGCAGCGGGGCGGAAAGCUUAUACACGUUAAGAUUACAGUCUAACGAGGCCGACGAACAGGAUGAGCCUGAGGAUCGAACCGGAUUCGAUUUGAGUCCGGCAUUCUCUGGCGGAAACGUCGAUCCGGCGACGUCCAAAUUAAAAGAGGCAGAGAACGGGAAGAGCCCGAACCGGAGAAGGGUCUAAUGCGUGCUCGCAGCAAUUUGAUUUAUAUAAGUUUUCUGCGUACUCACUCAAACUGAACCCGAAUUGA
Molecule: messenger RNA, 701 nt
Organism: Aethina tumida (small hive beetle)
Lineage: Eukaryota; Metazoa; Arthropoda; Insecta; Coleoptera; Nitidulidae
Exons: 3
Coding region: 38-634 (198 amino acids)
Cellular component (GO): extracellular region
Molecular function (GO): chitin binding
Source: RefSeq, a predicted model, not a curated record